UACUUUGGUUCCAGUAUGUAAUCUCUUUAUUGGAUUGAGGGGAAAGGGUUCUUCUUUCUUUGAAUAGUUUCUUUUUUGGCUGUGAAGAGCAUAAUAGAUUUUUGGUAAUUAAUGUAAAUGGUACCUGGGGGGAUUUGAAAUUGACUAAAAAUUUCUAUCUGUUGAGUAAUUGAACCAUCAGGUAUUCAUUGAAUUCAGGUUGUAUGACAAGAUAAGUAGUCUUAAUAGGGAAUGGAGGAAAUAGGCUUUUGGAUGCCAUCAAUAUUUUUCUCCACCCUUUGGAAUUGUAACAGAUCAUAAAAUUUGCUUAGCUUAUUGGCAUUUCUACUGAGAAGUUGGGAACAUUGGUUAGUACCACGAAAUUGGAUUAAGUGCAUAGACUUUUGCUACUUAUUUGUUGCACUAGCAAAGACACAUUAAGGAUAGCUGACAUGCUGUAUUUGAAAGAAUUUAGAAAGUGCACUUUGGAGGUAGAUAAGAGAGGAUUGAGUGAUCAUUAAAAGCAACAAUAAGUAAGUUUUCCCAGAUUGAGAGUAGAAAUUAUAAUCUUCAUAGUGACAUUUUGGACAAUUAGAUUCGUCUUUGUUUUUGCUUCUUCCUUUUGACCAAUUAGGUUCUUUUCUUUGGUUAAAAUAUUUGUUGGCCCUUUUUUUUAAUUAGCUCUUAAUAAAAGAUGCUUGCUAGACUCCAAUAUGCAUUGCCCUAUAGAAGCUCCCAACUGGUACAACAUAUAAAGUUGGAUAUGGUCGGGCACACACUGAAUUUUUUAUCGCACAAAAAGAAGAUAGGAGCAAAAAGAGGAAAGGAAAACAUUUGGCCCUUGACAUUGAUUUCAUCACUUAGUGGUAUCACAAAGAUAGAAGUCAUUAACGUCAGAAUCCUAUCUCUAAGAUAAAGAACCAUAAUGAGUUUGCCAGAAGUGUGAAUACAGUAUAUACAAGCUUUUGUUUCCUAAAAGCUAAAAAGGCAACUUGAUAACUCUCUUUAUUCACUGAAUUACACAUCUGUACAACUAAUUAAAGAAUUUUUAACUUCUAGGGCCAUAGUCUAUCUCUCUCUCCUUCUCUGCGGCACCGCUUUCUUUCUUUUCCUACAAAGUUUUCAUCUAAUUGAAGAUCAUCAAACUGAUAGAAAAUCCAACUUAAUUGUAGAUCUGGGAUUUCCACUAGUUUUCAUAGCAAGAAUUUAUUGAAACGGUAAAGGUUCAAAGUAAGUUAUCAAUGUUAGACUCUUAAGAAAGUUAAAAUCAUCAUGAUUGAAUUUCAGUGUUCGUUGUUGUUCACAAAAUCUUUAUUUAGAAUGUUGAAAGUCAUCUGAGUUCUUUUCAAAAAGGGAAUAGAGGAGAGUCGUUUGGAUUUUCUUUCUUAAAUUGCAAAGAUAUAAUUUUUGUAGAUUGCUGCCCCUACCCUCCCCUUUCUCUCUCUGAUAGUGUAUUUACAAGUAUAUAUAUGUCUAUCAAUUUUUCACAAUAUUUCUGCUUCUAAAACAAUUAAAUUAGCUUAAUUUGUUGUUGGUGCUUUGGUUAGGUAAGUUCAAUUUUGGUAGUUCAGUUCUCUUUAAUGUUAAACUUUUAGUUUACUAGCUCACUCUCUCUCUCUCUCUCUCUCUCUCUGUGUGUGUUACACACAGACACACACACCCACAAAAGCAGACACAUGCUUUAUGAGCUUGUGUGUGCAUACAGGCAACCACACACCAUUGCAAGCACUCUAAUGUACAUAUGUAGUAAAAGCCUUUCUUUGUUUUACUUCGGUCUCCAUUCUGGAUGAUUUGGUUUCUUUCUGUUUUGAAGUGCUUCUUGAUUUUAUUUAAGAUAUGCAAUAGGCAAAUUGUGCUUCUUCUCCUCUCUUUUUCUCCCCUCUGCAGUGGAAAUUGUUUGGUUAUCAGAUGGCAACAUCCCAGUAAGGAAACAUGAUACUGGGAAGUUUUAGUGAAAGCUCCCAUAGUUGGGAGAAUAAUAGAGUUCAUAAAAGUCUGGAAGGAUUAAUAGCUUUUUUCUUAAGCAGCUCAUUUCCACAAAGUAUGUCUUAUGCUUCUUUCCUAUUGCAGCACAAAUAACGAAUGUGUUCAAACUUGAACUGUGGUUCAUGAAAACAACUCAUUCUAGCAUUAAUGAGUCAAGACUAAAGAGUAUCUUGUUAGCAGCAUAGAGGAUUUUACUGGAAAACAAGGAGGUUCUAAAGAUUUUACUUUAUUGAUGGAGAAUAAUAUUGAUAUGGAUGGGAAAAGCUGCGAUUCAUUUUUAGAAGUACCAAAAAAUUUUCAUGACAAGAACCAUGAGCAAAGUGGAUUAGGAAAAUUGUUGACAUGUGAGUUCAAGGAUGACGAUCUUUUGGUUUCUGCAAUUUUGAAAUGCAAAAGAUUUAUGUCUACCUGCAAAAGGUCAAUCCAUAGAUCAGAACGUCCAAGUAAGAGAAAGAACUAAAUGGGUAGUUGCAAUUUGCCUCUUCAGAGUCCUGGAAGAGGUGGUGGACAAAGAACAGUGUUGUCCUGGUUACUUCGUUUAGGAUGCAUUUCCCUUGGUGAUGUGAUCCAGUUUCAUGUUCGUAAGACUAAUAUUGUGGUAAAAGAAGGUGUUAUAACUUUGGGUGGAAUAUUUUGCAAGUGCUGCAAUAAGGUGGUUUCACUCUUUGAGUUUAAGAGACAUGUUGGUUUCAAGGUUAACCGUGCUUGCUUAAAUCUUUUCAUGGAAUCGGGGAAGCCAUUUGCUUUGUGUCAGCUCGAGGCUUGGUCAGCUGAAUACAAGGCCAAGAAAGGUGCUUGUGUCACAGAUCAAAAUGAAGAGGUAGAUGAUGGAGAUGAUUAUUGUGGAUGCUGUAGUAAAAUGAUGGUGACUUAAUCGUCGACGAUUGUCCAUCUGCAUUUCAUCGUGAAUGCUUGUAUAUUAAGAUGGCAAAGCAGUUACCCAAGGUACAAAUUGGCCAAUGGGAACUUAACAUGUGUCCUAAAGGAUCCAAUUUACAUUUUUUCAGCUGCGAGGAAGCGACAUCUCCUCAUCUCCAGCAAAUAAAAGCUUUAAGUCCAACCAAAAGCCUCCGGCGACAUCUCAUCAGCAAACAAAUCCCUCCUUCUUCGCAGGCGGCAUCUCCAACUCCGACAAAGACCCAAUUUCGGAGUGUUGACAAGAAGCUCUUAGAAACACAGGAUCAUCAAACCGCAGCAGACAUAACAGUUUCAAUUCAGUUUGAGAUGGGCAAGAAGGGAGAGAAACAGUUUAGGUGGUCAAGACCUAUGGAGCGUUUGAUGCUUGAGAUUCUUGCCGAUGAGGUGAAACUUGGGAAUAGGCCUAACAAUAGCUUUAAAUCAAGUUCAUUUACACGUGUGGUAGAUGCCAUGAAAGAUAAGUUUGGGGUUACGUGCUCGGUAGACCAUGUGGAAAAUCAUCUAAGAACAGUGCGAUCAUCUUGGUCCACCAUAGUAAAAAUUCGUGAAAAAAGUGGAUUUGGCUGGGAUGAUACUUUGAAGAUGAUAACGGCCAGUCCUAGUGUGUAUCAUGCCUAUAUCCAGAAAAAUCCAGGUCAUGACAAGUAUAUCCAGAAUAAAAUCGAGUUGUAUGAUGAAAUGGCUGUUGUGGUUGGGAAAGAUCUGGCCACCGGGUCUUUUGCAAAAUCAUUUGUUGAUGUGAAUUUGGAAACUCCAUUUGUUCCUAAGACAAGUGUGGAGACAAGUGAAGAGACAAGUGUAGAACAAAAGGAUGUGACUAGUGCAAGAUCCUCAGAAGUGAGAGCAACAUCAUCGGGAACCAAACAACAUCGUAAAAGAAAUCGCAGCAAUGAAGACAUUGAAAAGAUGUCUCAACAACUUGGAGAAGUGGCAGCUGCUUUGAACAAAAUUAGUGCAAACAAGCUUGAUGUCAACCAACUACAUGAAGAGAUUAUGAAUAUAGAAGGCUAUAGCGAAGAAUUUCUGGACUUGGUAUUCGAGCAUUUGGUGCAAAAUGAGAAGCUAGGAAAAGCAUUUAUGGCGAAGAGUCAAAGACUUCGUUUGAUUUCUCUCGAGAGGUUCAAGAAAGAUUGGGGCGUCGAAUAAAGUACUUUGAAGUUGCAAAUUCUACUUCGAUGGCAUGAGAGGAGUUUUGGUUGUCUUUAGCGAAGUUUUGUAUAUUCUGUAGCAAGCAUGCUUAUUCCAUGGUACAUGGGUUUAGUAUGCAAUCUGAAGUGCAUGUAACUGAAUUUUGUUUUCUUUAGGAAGGAGGACAAUUUUUGCUUAUGGCCUUUAACAGAUAUGGUGUGGCAUUAUGAGGUCCAAUCUAAGAUCUGCAAUAGUCGCAUGCA
Messenger RNA from Coffea arabica (coffee), 4274 nucleotides. The record is from RefSeq and is a predicted model, not a curated record. Lineage: Eukaryota; Viridiplantae; Streptophyta; Magnoliopsida; Gentianales; Rubiaceae.